Molecule: messenger RNA, 985 nt
Organism: Penaeus vannamei (Pacific white shrimp)
Lineage: Eukaryota; Metazoa; Arthropoda; Malacostraca; Decapoda; Penaeidae
Source: RefSeq, a predicted model, not a curated record
CACACACACACACACACACACACACACACACACACACGCACACACACACACACACAAAUCCUCGUACCACAUAAACAAACAAGCUACCAACCAAACAGACAAAAAAACAAUCGUGCACAUUAGUUCCUAAAAUACUUCCGAAGUGCUCCUAACUCCAGACAGACAAGCAAACGUUUCUUAAGCACACACAUAUGGGCGACAUUAGGCUGAUUCGCUUUGGACUUUUCUGCUGACUCUCCUGCAACUGAACAUCUCAUUAAUUCUUCUGAAAAUGUCUGACUCUGAUCUCUGGGCGACAAGGCUGUCCCAACCGCAAUGGCAUAUUAUUCAGCGAUCACAUGCCUUUAGCAGCAGCUCUUCGAGCAGCAGUUCUUCAAGCAGUAGCAGCUCGUCAAGCAGCAGCUCGAGCAGCAGUUCUAGCAGUAGCAGCUCCUCGAGCAGUAGCAGCAGUAGCAGCUCGUCAAGCAGUAGCAGCUCCUCGAGCAGUAGCAGCUCCUCGAGCAGUAGCAGCUCCUCGAGCAGUAGCAGCUCCUCGAGCAGUAGCAGUUCCUCAAGCAGUAGCAGCUCUUCGAGCAGUAGCUCAAGCAGUAGCAGUUCCUCGAGCAGUAGCAGCUCCUCGAGCAGAGCAGCUCCUCGAGCAAGCAGCAGUAGCAGCUCCUCGAGCAGUAGCAGUUCCUCAAGCAGUAGCAGCUCUUCGAGCAGUAGCAGCUCGUCAAGCAGUAGCAGCUCCUCGAGCAGUAGCAGCUCCUCAGCAGUGAGUAGCAGCUCCUCGAGCAGUAGCAGUUCCUCAAGCAGUAGCAGCUCUUCGAGCAGUAGCAGCUCGUCAAGCAGUAGCAGUUCUAGCAGCAGUAGCAGCUCCUCGAGCAGUAGCAGUUCCUCAAGCAGUAGCAGCUCCUCGAGCAGUAGCAGCUCGUCAAGCAGUAGCAGUCCUUCAAGUAAACCAUGCAAUAUUAUUGCACGUAUUCAAACACCAUUACGAUUUUAA